Strongylus vulgaris is the source of this 381-nucleotide messenger RNA. NCBI's taxonomy places the organism in Eukaryota, Metazoa, Nematoda, Chromadorea, Rhabditida, Strongylidae. The record is from the annotation of a GenBank genome assembly.
AUGAUGAAAGAAGCUUAUCGGAACAUGUUUGACGAAGGACCAGGUUGCUUUUCAUACACUGAUGAGAGAAAGUUUUACAUUGAGUAUAUUCCGUGUUUUCAUCCAUGCCCAUGCGGUAGCGAAGCUAUGAAAGCACCAUUCAAACCAUAUCGGGAUAUGUGCGAGAAGAAAAGCCAUAAUUAUGAGCCUUGCACUGCCAGGAGAGAUGCCCGUAAACUGCUCAUCCGUCGCCAUGAUGAAAAAGCUGAGCCAAUUCCAGAGGCUGAAGCUCGUGGUCUUUACGUUCCCCUAUUUAUGACAAUAAUAGCCGCUGUAGCUUGCUUCGCUAUGUCUUUUCUCGAUGAUAUUAUAAAGUUGGCUGACGUCUUCAAAGGUGGUUAA